CUUGCAAGUUGCACCUCUACUUUCCAUAACCCGACACUGCCAAACUGUUUGAAGCAAAGCAUCAAAUGCAAGCUCUCUGCUGUAACCCUCGUUUGGCCGUCGUCGUUAACCGGUCAUGCCGGAAAACCAGAGCAUUCUCAUCUGAUUCUUCCAAUCAAUCUCGCGGCGGUCUCCCUCGGUUUUUCUCCGACGUCCUCCCUUCCUCCAAGGGUUCAGGUGUUCGUGUGCAAGGGGAUGAGUUCUGGCAUAUGACCAAAGUUCUAAGGCUCAACACAGAUGACAGGGUAGAGCUCUUUAAUGGAAAAGGAGGUCUGGUCAAAGGGUCUAUAGAGAGGAUUGACCGCACUGGAGCAGAUAUUGUUGCGCUUGAAAAUCCAAAAUUAGUAUCAACCAAUACAACCCAAUGGCACGUGUAUGCAGCUUUUGGUACCCUGAAGGGUGGUCGAUCCGACUGGCUUUUAGAGAAAUGUACAGAGCUUGGAGCGAGCAGUGUAACACCACUAUUGACCGAGCGUUCUCCUUCAAUUUCCGACAAUAGAGUGGAUAGAUUGCAACGAGUAAUAUUCGCUGCGGCUAAACAAUGUCAGCGGCUGCAUGAAAUGGCUUUGAACCCUCCGUUAAAAGUUGGUGGCCUCUUACCUAUUGUUUCACAAUCGAAACUAUCUUUUAUAGCUGCAGCAGAGGCUACACCAGUUUUGAAUGCAUUGGCUCUGUCUCAAAGAGAGCCUGUUGGCUCAAUUAUCAUUGGACCUGAAGGCGACUUCACAGAAGCCGAAGUAAAGUCGAUAGUGGAAGCAGGAGCAACAGCAGUUGGGCUCGGGCCACAUCGCCUUCGAGUUGAAACCGCGACAAUCGCGCUACUGUCCACAGCGAUGUUAUGGUCCGAUUCUCAGGGGUUAUUUGAUUCUUAAUAUAUAUUCACGAGAUAUGUCUUCAAAUUUUGCUUUUGAAAUUAUGUGUUAGUUAUACAAGUCUUCAAGAUUAUUAAAUAGAAGAAUUUAGAGCCUGCCUAUGAAGUCAUAAGUCAUAACCGAAUGUCUUUGUAGCGUAAGUAUUACCCCGUUUGACUUUUGGGGUGCUAUUUUUUAUUAGUGAAGACUAGAAUUAUUUAAACCGGUUUCUCAUUUAUUCAAA
Messenger RNA from Helianthus annuus (common sunflower), 1134 nucleotides. Its product is annotated as ribosomal RNA small subunit methyltransferase E. The record is from RefSeq and is a predicted model, not a curated record. Gene Ontology annotation, molecular function: rRNA (uridine-N3-)-methyltransferase activity. The transcript is spliced from 8 exons. Gene Ontology annotation, biological process: rRNA base methylation. NCBI's taxonomy places the organism in Eukaryota, Viridiplantae, Streptophyta, Magnoliopsida, Asterales, Asteraceae. Bases 66 to 911 code for a protein of 281 amino acids.